Molecule: messenger RNA, 15618 nt
Organism: Taeniopygia guttata (zebra finch)
Lineage: Eukaryota; Metazoa; Chordata; Aves; Passeriformes; Estrildidae
Source: RefSeq, a predicted model, not a curated record
CCUUCAACUCCAGCCUUGGUCUUUAACAAAAUUAUUUCUGCUUUUUGUUCCUAGAUUAGAUUUUCUUUCCAUUAUUAAUAUAUCCCAACAAAUGUACUGUUGAGUUUCGUAUUUGGCAGUUUGCAAGUGGAAGCUGCUGCCUCACUUGUUGGUACAGGUUAGAGCUGUGUGUGUGGUGGAUGUGUGAGAGUCAGCGUGGAGGAAGGAGGAUUCACUUUUCACACUGACAGGGAGUGGUGCAGCUUCCAACUGUGCUGAUGUUUUGGUGUUAAAAGAAUUGAGGAUUUGAGGUAGUUUCCAUGAUCUGGCAGCGCUCACCGGGGUCAGAAGCCAUUAGAAGGCCAGGAGAGGGCCCACUGAAGAUGGAAGGUGGUGGCAGAGGUCCUCUGGAUGGGAGAGGCUCACUCCUGGUUUCUCCACAGGACUGUCACAGGUUGGAUUUAUUCCUUUUCCCAGCAGUUUGUCAGGGAUUAGCAAAUCUCGCUGGGACACCAAAGUGCUGGUGGCCCAGCACACACACCAGACCUUGCUGUCUUGAGCCUGAAUUCUUCCUGUGACACUAAACCCCAUUUCUGUAGAAACCUGUGGAAGCGUUUUAAGCUCAGGUGUGCCCUGUGCCCCUCAGUAACUCACUCAUGUUCACGUGCCCAUAGUCUGAAGACCUGGGAGUUUGUAAUCCACGUUCCAUGAGUGAGCCCAUUAGAGAUGGAGGUGUCUGUGCUAUGGAGGACUGUGCAGAGGUAACGAGUUCUCCAAACUUUGGGAAUGCUUAUUAAUCCCUGGACUAAGCCUAACCUCUCAGGCAGGACUGCCUUGCAGGUUAAUGCUUCUGGCUCCCUCUAAUGUGGUUUCAGUUGAGUUCUCUGGCUGAUGCAUGGCACUCUCCAGUCCUCUCCUGUCUCUGCUGGGGCCAGACGUCAGGUGGGGCUCUGGCUGUGACCUCUGGGCCUUUCUUUUGGGAUGUGGAUCACAGGGUGGAACUUGGCAUGGUGCCUCUCUUGGGUGCCCUGUAUUGCUCUGUGUGUCACUGUGUGGAAACACAGACUUGAAAAAAGGAAAAGCCUUUCCCCAGCCCCAUGUGUGUCCCAAGAGCCUGGGGUGCUGCAGGCUCAGAUGUGAUGGAGUGAGCAUGGAUUAUGGGACUAGGUCUGGAGUCGGGGCAGGGGGUGGUGGUGUCACUGUGUUUCAUGAGCUGAGCAGGAAUUUGCAGUUUGAAUCUUGUCCAGAUUCAGAUGUUCCCUCUCUGCCUCUCUCUGAGCUGGAGCUGUUCUGGAUGUCUCACAUACCAUUGGAACACUGCUGAUUGGGACCGUGUGGAAGCUACAGGCAAAUUGUGGAUGUGGGCCUUCCUAAUGUAGGCUUUGGAGCAUGUGCAGGAAUUUCAGCCCUUUGGAAGGGAGUAGUGCCCUGUCCACCUGCCAGCCUACCUCUCCAGAGGUCUGGGCAGGUGGGAUGUGGAAGGGAGGCUGCUGCUGCUCCAGCUUUUCUCCUCUCAGUUCUCAGCAGCCAGAGCCUAUGCCUGUGGCAUUAGUGAUGAUGUGUUGUUUAAUUCAUUAUCCAGUGACCUUUCUACACGAAUCUUAAUUGGCCCAAAAAUCCAAAUAUAAAAUGUCAGGAAGGAAACAUUUGCAUCCAAUUUUAAUCUUAUUCUAAGAGUUUGAAGAGUGAAGUCAUUUGAUGUGCAGUGAGAAGGGAGGAGCAGAGUAGAAGUUCUUCCCAUCUUCCACACUCCCUUGUUCAGGAAAGACCAGGAGAGGUUUCUAAAGAGAUGUAGGUGUGUUCCUGUUAAACUUUGCUUGACACUGCUUGAGCUAAAAUCUUACACAGCCUGUGGUGAGGAAGUGCAGCAGAAACAGAACCCCUUCAAGCAGCCUUGAGCUGUGGGUGUGGUGUCUGACCUCCUGCAGAAGGUCCUUACAUCAAACUCAAAGAUUUUGGGUUGUGUGUAUGGAAUUGAUACCGCAUUUAGCUACUUUCUGUGCACUUCAACUUGUAAGGAAGUGGAUGAGUUCAAUGUGCUGAGUUUUGUGAUGUUGCUUUUAAUUCUAGAUCUUCAUCUGAGCUGGGGCUCCCUCUUUAGUUCUGUUGAAUCCCAAAGUGAUGCUGUGUUACAUCUGCCAGGCAGAAACGUUUCUUUCUUGUAGUCUUGUGGUGUUGUUCAGCAAGAACCUACCCUGUGAUGGUUCCUUCAUCCUGACCACCCACUGAGGGAUGGAAUCCAGUGGUGAGAGUGCUGAGCUGUCUCUGGGUGGUACCUGCAACAGCCUAAAAACUACACUUGCCAGUUGCUGGUGGUAAAAUUUUGCUGGUGUGGUACACUGUGGCUCAUUCUCAGGAAAGUUCCAGAGGUGGAGGCAUUUUGUACCCCCUAGGACAGCUGCCUUGUGGUGUAAGUCUUGUUACUGAGAAAAGCUGAGCAGGGAAGCACAGAGCCUAUGCCCUGAGUGAUGUGGCUGUCACCAGCUGUGUUCUGGCUGAAACAUCUGCAUCUUUCACUGAUAUUGGGCUGUGUGCUGAAUGGAGCAUCAGGCAGGGACAGUGCUGUCAACUCUGACCAUGCCAGUGCUGGAGUCCUGCUUCAGAGAUACUGGGAAGGAAUUCAGCAGAGUCAUCCUUAAGCUCAUCUCUCUUCCUGGUGUUUUUCAUCAUUUUUGUUUCCCACAAAUAACUUGUGUUAUAUUUCGAAAUGGUGCUUCAGCUUGCUAACAGCCAGUGAAUAUGAAUAAACAGGAGAGAGGAUUGCCAGUUGACAGGGAUCUUUUUUAGUUUAGAAAAUACAGCUUAGGGAGCCACUUUUCCAUAGAGAUAUGUGCUGGUUGCACUCUGACAAGUGAGAAAAUGGUGAUUGUUGCCUGUUUUAUCUUUGGGGGAAUGCCUGCAGUUGGUAAUCCAGAAUUUUGUGGUCUCCUGAAGAAAUGAAACUAGCAAAGGAUCAGUUAAAAGCAUUGCCUGACCUUCGUGUGAAGUCCUGUGCUAAAUGAGCCCAAGGACUGUGAAUAAAUUAGGAGUUAGGUAAGUCAGGAGGGGAAUGAGAGGGCUGAGGGAAAUCUGAAUUCAACCACACUCUAAUGAUUUCUCUUGGAAUGAGUAUUUCCCAUUAAGUUAAAGUAGUAUUAUGAAAAGCCAGGAGACUGACGUGCAGAAGUGGGAUAAUUUGAAUUGUACAUUUGAAAAUAUUUUUAUAAGCUCUUUGCCUUUUCCCUGUCAAUUUUUUUGACAAGUCUUGUUUGAAAAAAAAAAAAGUGCUGAAAACUUCUGGUUUGUUUUUUUUUUCUUUCUGGACUUGUGUGUUUAAUAUGAAGUAAUAGUACUCUAGAGGGAUAUCUGCAAGACUGAAACCAGUAGUUUAAUCUCAUUUAAUUAGACCAGGGGAAACUGAGUAGGUUGUCCUGCUGCUUUCUGGGUCAUAGCAGGGCCUGGGGAGGGUGGGCAGUUCUGCAGGGAGGGUUUGGAGAGGGCAGGAGGAAAGUUUGAUGUUUACUGGCCAUAUGAGGAAGGAUUGACUAUCUCUGGUGGACAGGUCCAGCUCAUCCUUAGCCAGUCUGGGUAACAACUGUAUUCAACACAGAUUUGUCUCUCUAAAGGUUUCUAUUGUAAACAUUCUUGCCUGAUUGCAGCCUGGACCCUUUAAAGACAGCCCCACCACCUGUAUAGAAGCAGUUACAAGUUCCCCUACACCACAAACUGUGCCCUGUAUGAUUAAUUUGAUAUGUUUUAAGGCAUUGAUUUACUGCACAUUUCCACAGUAUUCCCAAGACCAAGAUUAUCCUGAUCUUUUGUGGUAUCUCUGAGAGGUGAAUCCCAACGUAGUACUUUGCUAUGGCAACAGAAAUACACCAUUUGUCAUGGCAGAGCUGCUCCUCAGUGUCUCAGCUGUGAAUCAGACAGCUCAGGUAACGUGGGGGCUCAGUGGAGCUCUGGAAUUCCUGUGUUUGCUCCUCGAGGGCUGAGGCAGCUCUUUCAGUGCUUUUUAUUGUCAUGAAAAUGUUCAGAGUGAAGCCAAAGGAGUUUCAAGGUGGGUGCCUGCUAGUCUGUGCUGGGACUUAGAUUAUCUCCAGGACUCAGGAAACAGAAGCAGCAGGUGGUUCUGUUUAGGGCAGGGAUGUCCCUUUUGGGACAGGUUCUUGCAGUGGCAGGAACUUUCCCUGUAGCCUUUCAUCCUGAAGAAAUACCUUCAGUCCCCUGCUUCCUCUGCUUAUUCAGUAAUAACUUCAUGUUUGCUUAUGUUUUUAGCCAAGUUUUGGCAUCAUUUCAGUGUAACUGUUCUGGAAGAGCUGCUUCCAUCUCCCUGGGGAGCAGCUCUGCUGAUGUAACACUGGGAGGAGAGGGCAGGGGAUGUGUCCCGGGAGCUCUUGGCAGUGCCAUGCAGGGCUGGGAACCCUUCCUACAUCCUUGUUCCCUUCCAUUCAGGCUGAAAGUAAUAAACCUGCACAGACUGUCAGGGCAGUGCUGUUCCUGUUGACCAAGGUGUGCCCCACACUGAUUGUAUAAAUCAUCCUGGUGAUACAGGGAGCAGCAGUUAAUAGAAAGUGCUUUAGGUUUAUUUUAUUUUUUCACAAGUGCAUCCAGCUAGGUAGCAAAGUCAGGUAUAGCAAAUUUGGUAGCAAAUGCUAAAAUCCAGUUCCUCCAUCAAGCUGUAUUUUUGUUGCAUGGUUUUCAAUUAAAAGAAAAAGCACAAGUGGAUUUGUGCUCUGACUUGCAAAUUCUAUGAGGAUAAAUAUAGUCAGCAUCACUAUGGUGCAGUUCUUCUUUGGCACAUUCCUCCCCAAAUCUGUUCAGAAAAGGGAAAACAUUCCCUCUUGGUCCAAGGGCUAAGCAGGGUGGAAGAGCAGAAGUGUGAGAAGUGCUGGAAGCUGCUCAGAGCUGCAGGUGAAGCCGAGACCCGGCGGCUCAGGCAGGAAAUGUCCUCUCCUGGCAGCCCCUGGGGUGAUCCCAGCUGUGGGAUGGAGCCGGAUCCAAGUCCCCGUUUUGAGGCAUUGCCAGGUGGCUGCAGGCACAGCCUUUGCUGGAUGUUCCUCAGGCUGUGGGGAGCAAUAAACGGAGCUUUGACCACUCGAGCAACUGAGAUCAGUCACAAAUGUGAUCACUUGGCAGCUGCAGCUUGGAGAAAUGAGCUCAGGGUUUGAAUUCCAAGGUCUUGAAUCCUGGUGCUGUCACCUGCUUGCCAAAUGGCUUCAGCUCCGAUAUUAAUGUGUUUUCCAUUUGUUGGCUCCUCUGAUCUCCUGGAGGCAGACGGGGGAUAUGUGUCAGGCCUGUGAACGUGGAACAAUGAGCAUCUGAGGGACUGAGGGGUGUCAGAUUUCUUUCUGGGUUUUGGAGCUUUGUAAUAAAUACAGGAAAACACAGGAGAGGCAGAUAAAAAUGCUUAACAGUGCCUUUAUUCAUUACGUAUGGGUUGGUUUGGCAGUCUUAGCCAAGAAAUAGCUGUGAUCACUCUCUUAUCUUCUUGUAUCUUCACAUGUCCUCACAGGAACCGCAAUCCUUGCAUGGAGGAGCAUUUUCAUGCUUUUGUUUGCAACGCAAAUCACGCCAGUGGUUUUAAGAGUGAUGUUUUCAUCUGAACUUAGCUUGAGAAACCUGGCUGCUGUCAUCAUGCCCAUCUUCACUGCUGUGUUAAAACCCAGCAGACCACAGACCAAAAAGGAAGUUUGCUCAGUGUCAUCUGGGGGAAGCAGUUGCCCCCUUGUUUGCUUUUGGAGGUGCAAGAUCUUUCCCCUGAUUACAGGUGGUGAGUUUGUGGUGCUUGAGUGGGUGUAGCCAGUGAAAUCUGAAAUUAUUGUGCUUUCAGUGCCACGUGUUUGUUGUGACAGAUGGCCUUCGCCUGGCUUGGCACGAGGCCUUCUGGUCCUUUGUGCUGGUGCAAUGGAAGAGUAGUUUUAUUAAACUGGGAGAGGCCGUGCCCAUGCACAGCCUGCCUCUCUCCUCAGUGCAGCCCUGAACCAGAGCAGACCCUUCAGCCCUGUCCACUUACCAAGAUGAACACAGACAGCAAGUUUUACCUUGAAUUCCUAUCCUGAAUCAACCAGGAAUUGUGUUUUUGCUCCAACACCUUCUUUGUUGCUCUUUAAUCCAUUGCCCAGCAUUUGGGGUAGGGAUAUUUCUUGACCCAGAGUCCACUAUGUUUCUUCCGCUGCAAAAGUUCAAGGAGCUCUGCUUGGUGCCUCAGUGUCAAACCUCAGCUUGGUUUUCUGCAAGUGGCACCCUUGGUUUGUGUGUCUGCGAAGUUUUGAGCUCUCACUGGAGGUUUUCCAUGUGAUUGAGAUGUUUACAACUUGACUUUGUCUCGUCAUUUCUCCUCUGCUUAGUAAGGAUUAAAUUCACAGGGCAGUUUCUGUGUUCUUGGAAAACACUUUCUCCUCUCUGGAACUUUAUUUGCCACCAAGGAUGAUAGACCUUUGUUUGAAUCUCUUGAAUCUCUUAUUUUGACCUCUUCCAGAAAUCUGACAUAAACAGGAUGAGCUCACAAAUCUAAUUUCCAAAGGAGACCAGGAUUAAAGCUUGCCCUUGUUUGUUCAUUUGCUUCUUGCAGCAGUUGGGAUGAGUUUGAUAAUGUGAUGUCAUUUUUAGCCAGUGAGUACUCCAGGCUUGUGCAUCAGUGAAAUUGAGUGGCUUUUCUCCCUUCUCCCCUUUUGAUGUACUGAAUGAGGGGUCUGAAUUUUCAACAGCUCAGCUCUUGGUUUCUCCCAGACUCUUAGGGAGCCCCGUGCUGCCAAGGCCAGCACUAAGCCCUGUCCAACCUGAACCUUUCCUGGCACAAUUUGAGGCUGUUCCCUCUUGUCCUGUCACUUGUUCCCUGGCAGCAGAGCCCAGAACCCCCCAGGCUAUAUCGAAACAGUCCCAGGAGUGUUGAAUGUUGCAAAAUCCUCCUCUUUAAAAUGCAGCUAAUUCAUGAACCCUCAACCAGAAGAGCCCUGUGCUAUGGUCAUGAACCUGCCCUGCAUGCAGCUGAGUGAGAGUCCCUUUCCAGGAGCAGCUGAAAGCCCCGGGAAGGUUGUGUCUUACUGUGGGUUUCAGUUGCAGCAUCAAGUUAUCAAAUAAGGAGAAAUCCUCCACGUCCAACAAGAUCAGGUGCUGUUGUCUGUGUCCUCUGGAGAUGCUGAGUUUAUGAAAUUAUCCUCCAGUGACAAGUGUGAUAUCAAUCAGUCCUCUAGGAUUGGAUCCUGCAAAGCUUGUAUCUGCGGGGAAUUUCUAUGAAGACGUCAACAAAACAAGCAGGAUUACAGUUCUUGUGUUACUCUGUGGUGCUUACACAGUGUGCAUAAGGGACACACUGGAAGAGAUCUGAUUGAAUUAUGUUAGCAUAGAAUUUUUGGGGUACUUUUUUUCAUCCUGUUAUAUCUGAAUGCCCCUUUAAUGGAGAAAUUUACCUGUUAGGAUAGAACAAGAAGUAGAUGUUAUAAAUUAAGUAAAGGUUCAAUUUACAUUAGGUAUUGGGAGGAAACUCUUCCCUGUGAGGGUGGUGAGGCCGUGGCACAGGGUACUCAGAGCAGCUGUGGCUGCCCCUGGAUCCCUGGAAGUGUCCCAGGCCAGGUUGGACAGGGCUUGGAGCAACCUGGGUUAGUGGAAGGUGUCCCUGUUCCAUGGAGGAACUGGUUUUUAAGUUCCCUCCCAACCCAGGCCAUUCUGGGAUUCUAUUGCCAUGAUGCUGUUUUUGGAGGGAGGAGUUCCUCUGAAUCUAAAAAUCUGAUUAAAACUGUUUUCUGUUUUGACUUGUUAAAAAAAGGAUAAAACAUGGGCUAGUGUUGACAAUGUUGGCAUUUCCAGGCAGGCUCAGAUGGCAGCUCCAGCUGGGAUAUUCCCAUUCCAGAGGGCAGAGCAGCAUCCACACAGUGUCAAGAGCCAGAGCAUGGCUGUGAACCCACAGUCCUUCAUAUGCAGCGUGACCUGUGUCUGAUAGCAAAGCCCUGAAGCCUUAGGAUGAAUUUCCCCAAGAUUUAUUCAUUUAUAGCACUGCAGAGGGAAGUAUUUGCUCGUAUCCAAUAGCUUUAUGCAGUUAAAAAGAAGGGAAUUUGGAGAAGCCUGCCUGGCCACAUGCUCCCUGCCACUGCAGGGCUCUGGGAAGGGAUGGCUGUCAGGGUUUGUUUGGGUCUGAGUAAUUUUUCACAAGCUGGGAGAAAGGUUUGCCCAUUUCUUGGGGAAAGAAAAGCAAAAGAGUUACAGCAGGUCAGUUUGGGAAUCUCAUUUCAUUUCUGAGGGCAGGGAAUCAUUACUAACCUAAUUUCCUUUUGAGAUUGGGUUUUCUAAGGUGUAACUCUUGUGUGAGCUGUUUAUUUUUUCCAUCUUGCUGGAGGUUCCUGCUCUGUCCUUUCCAUGAGAUUUUUCCCUGCGUGUGGAAGUGUUUUAUGCAAUAACCCUCUCUGCUUUGGGGUCUGCAACCUGUGCAGUGACCAGUCUGUGAAGGAGUUUGUGACCAGCCUCAAAAAGAAAAUAAAUGUCACAAGGUGCAGGGGGCUGGGAUAGGGACACAGCAGGAUUUACCCUGGGAAUUCGCCCUCCAUGUGGCACUGCCUGCAGCCCUGCUGAGUGGCAGGAAGUGUGGGAAUUCUGGGCCUUGGAAGCUCAUGUUCCCUUCAAAGCAUGCUGGUGUACAGGAAAGGCUCAGCAGGGACCCCAAACCUGGGAGGCUCCCGACGUCCAACCACAUUACCUGCUGGGAAAGAUCCCGUUGUCAUGACCAGCAGUAGGAUAAAUUUCCUUGAGGAAGUUCCUUCAAAGAAGUCAUGAGCUGAGCUUGGAGAACCCCAUCUCCCCCUUUGGCUGCUCCCCAUGUCCCACCUGGCAGCCAGUGGGCAAGGGUGGCCCUGAGCCUGUCCCUGUCCCUGCACCAUCGUGGCUUCCCUUGGACAAGGAGCGAGGCCACCCCAGUGCCCAGCAGCAUGUCCUGCUGCCCCAGCUGGCUCCAGGGGGAUCCAUGUGGGGUUGGCACUGCUGCCACAGCUGUGCUACGUGCCUGGAUAUGCCACUUGUCACCCGGAUGUCACACAUGAGGUUCCAUUCAUAAUGAAACGAUGGUUCUGUUUAAAACAGAGGCAUCGCUUUUCGCAUGGAAUAUUCUCCUCUUACCUGCAAGCAGAGUUCCUUUUGGCCCAGAAUAUUUGUUGCUUCCUUAAGAUCCUGAUUUGUUUCCUUUUUAAAUUGCCUGCUUACAUGUGCCUCAGUGCCUCCUCGGAGCGGGGCCGUCACCAGGAGCUCUCCCAGCACCCAGCAGGAGUCAGAGCUGCUCCAGUGGCUCCCUGGUUCUGCAGGGCACAUCAUGGUCAUGGGGUGGAGGGGUGAGCAAGAAGCCUCCUGUUAUUUUUUUUUUACCCAUCCUCCCUGCCAAACGGCCUAUUUUCUGCCCCUAAUGGUUUUUGCCUAACAAAUGGUGUUUCUUUUUUACAGCGUUAUGAUCCUGGACUUGUUGUGGUGAUGGUAAACUUAGCAGUGGGAGGACAGAUCCCAUCCCUAUCGUUGUCAAGUAUGAUGUCAUGGGCAUGGGCCGGAUGGAGAUGGAGCUUGACUACGCCGAGGAUGCCACGGAGCGGAGGCGAGUGCUGGAGGUGGAGAAGGAAGACACCGAGGAGCUGAGGCAGAAGUACAAGGAUUAUGUUGAUAAAGAAAAGGCUAUUGCCAAAGCUUUGGAAGACCUCAGAGCAAACUUCUACUGUGAACUCUGUGACAAGCAGUAUCAGAAGCACCAGGAGUUUGACAACCACAUAAACUCUUACGACCAUGCUCACAAGCAGAGGUUGAAAGAUCUCAAGCAGAGGGAAUUUGCUCGCAAUGUCUCGUCAAGAUCCCGGAAAGAUGAGAGGAAGCAGGAGAAAGCCCUGCGGCGCCUGCACGAGCUGGCUGAGCAGAGGAGGCAGCCUGAGUGUGCUCCUGGAAGUGGGCCCAUGUUCAGGACCACCACGGUGGCUGUGGACGAGGAAGGUGGAGAUGACGAUGAUUCCGCGGCCAACAGUGGCUCCUUUGUCCAGAUGAGCUCUGGCCAGGCCACAGAGAUGACCACGGACAGAGGCUUCCUGAACACUGGACAAGGCACUGUGAUGCCAGGCCAGACGCCUGCCCAGGGGGCACAGGCCAUCAGCUUUGGCAUUAAGAGCUCUCUGGGAACUCCACUACAGAAGAUCGGGGUGUCCUUUUCCUUUGCCAAGAAGACCCCAGUGAAGCUGGAGACCAUCGCUUCUGUUUUCAAGGACCACGUGGACGAGUCCAGUUCUGCAGAUGGGGCAAAAGGUGAUGAGAAGGGAUCCUCGGAGGCUGGCAGCUUGCAGAAGUCUGGGGAGGGUGAAGGCACCAAUAAUUCUGAUGGCAAGGCAGAGGAUGAUGACCAGCAUGACAAGGACAGUGGGGCUCUAGCCAGCACCUUAUCCAAACUGAAGAAGAUGAGGCGAGAAGAUGGACCAACAGCUGUAGAACCAGAAUAUUACCACUACAUCCCCCCAGCCCACUGUAAAGUAAAGCCCAACUUUCAAUUCCUGCUUUUCAUGAAGGCUACUGAGCAAACAGAAGCGGAAAAUGUGAACAAAAAAAACGCGCACGAAGUGAAAAAGGGGAGUUCCCCCAAACCCAAACCCAGCAAGCACACAGAAAAGGCUGCUGAGAGCACAGGGCAGCAGAAGGAGCAGAGUACUACUGAAACUGCAGCUCAGCAGGGCAAAACAGAACGAAAAGACAUCCCAGAGAAUGAAAAUACACAGGAGAGCAAGCACCUUCCAGAGAGCAAUCCCCCUGAGCCAGACGCUGCUAAAGAAGCUCCUCCUCCUGCCUCGGGCUGCAGAGAUGGCUCUGAGGGACCAAAGCACCCCAUGGGACCUUUUUUCCCUGUUCUGAGUAAGGACGAGAGCACGACACUGCAGUGGCCUUCAGAGCUGCUCAUCUUCACCAAAGCUGAGCCCUCUGUAUCCUACAGCUGCAACCCCCUGUACUUCGACUUCAAGCUCUCCCGUAACAAGGAUGCAAAAGGGAAAGGGGCAGAGAAAUCCAAGGAUCAAGGGGGGCUUUGUAAAGACAACGCUCAGAGCACAGAACCUGGUGAGGUAAGCAAAACCAAGGAGGCUGAAAGCGUAGGGAACAGUUCUGCUCAGAAAAUGGAAAACAAAUCCCAGAGUAAGCAGGAGUCCGGUCUGGGAAGUGUCGGUAAGGGAGAGGGGGAGGACACCAGUAAGAGUGUAACGGGUAAGAGUAAAUCUGGAAGGUCCCAUAAACACAAAAAGAAAAAGAAGCACAAAAAGUCCAGCAGACACAAACGCAAACAUAAGGAGGAAGCUGAGGAGAAGGCCCGGAAAGCUGAGCUGGGGGAAGAGAAACCCAAGAAACGGAAAAGGCAUAGGCACAAAAAAGGUAAAUCCUCCCUUUCAACAGAGUCAGAUCGGGCACUGAAACCUGAACUGUCUGAAGACUGCAGCCAUUUCCAGAAGAAAAAGCGAUGCUCCCAGGAGUCCCAGAGGAAAUCCCUGUCUGCUGAGGAGGGAAGCAGCAGUAAAAAAGAAGACGGGGGUAACUCCUGCCAAGAGCACGGCAGCAAAAGGCACAAGGCUGAGCUGCAGCAGGUGCCUGGCGUGAGGAGGCGCUGCCCAGCUCUGUCCCAGCCCCGGGGCGGCUGCCGGAGCCAGCAGAGCAGCGGUGACGAUGACAGUGACGAGGGCUCCCCUGGCAAGCACUGCCGCCAGAAGUCCCCGUCGCAGUACAGCGACGACUACGACUCGGGCAGCGAGCACUCCCGCAGCCGCUCCCGCUCGGGCCGCAGGCACUCCUCACACAGGUCCUACUCCACCAGCUCGGACGCAUCCUCGGAGCACAGCCGCUACAGCCGCCACAGGAGCUACUCGGACGACAGCUACAGCGACUACAGCGACCGCUCCCGCUGCCACUCCAAGCGCUCCCAGGACUCGGAGGAUGACUCUGACUACAACAGCUCAAACCACCGCUCAAAGCGGCGCAAAUACUCCUCGUCGGAAGAUGACUACAGCUCGAGCAGGAGCAGGUCCAGGAGUCGGAGCAGGAGCCGAAGCGACCCUCGAGGCAGGUCGAGAUCGAGGAGCCGGGGCAGGAGCCGCAGCAGCAGCUGCAGCCGCAGUCGGAGCAAGAGGAGGAGCCGCAGCGUGACGGGCCGCAGCUGGAAGCGCAGCCGCAGCUACAGCCGGGACCGCAGCCGCAGCACCCGCAGCCACUCACAGAGGUCCCUGUCACGGAAGGGCUCGCGGGGCCACGAGAGCCCCGAGGAGCGAAGGUCUGGCAGAAGGGACUUCAUUAGGUCUAAGAUCUAUCGCUCCCAGUCUCCUCACUACUUCCGGACAGGCCGAGGUGAAGGGUCGCUGCUGAAGAAGGAGGAUGGCAAAGGAGAGGAUCUGAAAGGAUCCAGCUCCCUGUCCCAGAACAGCAGCGGCUCUGGCAUGGGGCGGGCCUUGGAAGGGGACUGCAGUCCUGAGGAGAGGAACUCUGUCACUGCAAAGCUGCUCUUGGAAAAGGUGCAGUCCAGGAAGGUUGAGAAGAAGCCCUGCGUCACUGACGAGAUGCUAUCAGGGGCAAACAAAGUGGGCAUAAAGCUCAAAGAUCCUCCCCAGGGGUACUUUGGCCCCAAACUGCCUCCUUCAUUAGGCAACAAACCGGUUCUGCCCUUAAUUGGGAAGCUACCAACUAUUCGGAAACCAAACUCCAAAAGAUACGAGGAGUCUGGCUUGGAGAGGGGCGAGGAGCAGGAGCUGUCAGAUGCUGAGGAUGGUUCCCAAGGCAUGGAGGACGGUCAGCUGGCCGGCCAGUCUCUCCUGGAAGAUGUGGUGAUGGUAAUUCAGGACAAACCUCUGGAUGAGCAGAAACGUGAUGAAGCCUCUGUGGAGAUGCCGUCCCUCCCCCUGGACGCGCCGGCGCUCCCCGAGUGCUUUGGCUCCGGAGAUCUGGUCAUGCCACACAACUUCCUCUCAGAUCCCAGCGAUGGUGACGGGCUGGAGCCUAUGGACAGGGGCAACCAGCCAGUCCCAGUGGAAACCAGUAUGAUGCCCUUAGAUGUUGAGCACUUUCCUGGCUACGUGCCUCAGAGCGGGGAGCCGAACAUGGAAGGAGAUCGGGAGGGGGGAGAGGAUUCCUCUCUAGCCCCGCUGGAGAGCCAGCCCAUCACCUUCACACCCGAGGAGAUGGAGAAGUACAGCAAGCUGCAGCAGGCUGCCCAGCAGCACAUCCAGCAGCAGCUGCUGGCCAAGCAAGUGAAGGCAUUCCCUGCCUCAGCCGCCCUGGCCCCGGCCGCGCCCGCGCUCCAGCCCAUCCACAUCCAGCAGCCGGCCGCGGCCUCGGCCACGUCCAUCACCACGGUGCAGCACGCCAUCCUGCAGCACCACGCUGCUGCCGCCGCCGCCGCCAUCGGCAUCCACCCCCACCCGCACCCACAGCCCCUCGCUCAGGUCCACCACAUCCCCCAGCCACACCUGACACCCAUUUCCUUGUCCCACCUCACCCACUCCAUUAUUCCGGGGCACCCCGCCACGUUCCUGGCCAGCCACCCCAUCCACAUCAUUCCGGCGUCUGCCAUCCACCCGGGCCCCUUCACCUUCCACCCUGUCCCUCACGCUCUCUACCCGACCCUCCUGGCCCCGAGGCCAGCAGCCGCUGCUGCUGCCACAGCCCUGCACCUCCACCCUCUCCUGCACCCCAUUUUCUCAGGACAGGACUUGCAGCAUCCACCCAGCCACGGCACAUGAAGGACAAAAUGAAGGAACCUCAGAGGAAGGAGAAUAUUCGGCGUUUUGGGAAGGGGUUGGAGUCGAGCCAGCGGGCAGGUGAGGCUUGAGCAUUUCCUUUCACUCUUGAGCAGCCAAAGAAGCCAGGGGCUCGAGGACUGGGCAGUUGGCUGUGUCCCUGGGAUGUCUCGCUCCGACUCCUCUGUGCACACAGCAGCAGCGCUCCAGAAGAACCAUUUCACCUUUAGAACAGUGAGAAACUUGGAAAGGCUUUUUUUCCCCUUGGAUUCUUACACUUGGUCAUCUUCCUUCUGCCACCUUGUAUAUGAUAAAUGAGGUUUCAUAUACACUAAUAGGAUCUCUAAAAAUCCUUUUAUGAGGUCAUCUAAUUAAAGUAGCAUGAUUGAAUCUGGCUUGUAAUCGGCAAUGAAACAUUGGAGCUGUCAGCUGCAGAGGGGCUUGAGGCAUCACUUUUCAGGCAUUGCAGGAGGUUCCUUGGCCCCUGUCUCUGCAGAGGUGGGUUUUUCUUGGUGUGAGCAGCAAAAAUGGAAGUAAGAUCUUAGUGUAAAGAGGAGGAGGAGCUCUGUGUGUGUACCCAGAGCUCCUGUCCUUCUCCUGCAUCCGUGUUCUCCUGUGCCAGGACCAUGCCUGGAUAUCCCAGACUGGAGAGAGUUUCUUGGGUGAGGGGUUGGGAUUCCAGUCUGGGCUUUGACCACUCUUCUCCUGAAAGAAUUCCAUCUUCUGUGGGGUUGGGAAAGAGGCACUGGGAUGGGAGAGAGAAGGAAAAUCCUGUUAGGAAUUGAAGCAAUACAGAGGAUGUAGGAGCGCGGCCGGGAUGUAAAGCGUGUUCUUUCCUCUGUAACACUGAUGGUUUUCUUAUUAAUUUAUAGGAUUUUUUUUUUUUUUAUGUAAAGAAUUGCACUGAACUCUGUAAACAAAGAUGCUGCUUUUUGUAGCUCCUAUCAAAGGUUACAUUUGUAGUAUAUCGCAAUAAUAUUUUUUACAGCCAGUUCUUAGUGGUACUUGUUCUGGUGGCUUCUGUGUAAAUAUGUUUGCCGUAGGUGACCCAAGACACUUGUAAAGGUUCAAUUUAUAGUUUCAGCUAGAUGCAAAACAGCUAAGCAUGUAUAUUUUAUCAAGCUCAUGUAUUUUUGAAGUUUUUAUGUAGUAUAAAAUGUAAAAACAAACAAACAAAAAAAAAAUUUAGAAUUUUGCAGAAGAAAAGAAAUCAGCAGGUGAGAUUUGGGAAGGUGAGGGGUGUGGGGGUAGCAGUGACUCUGGCAGGUAAUGCUGCUUCCCUGCCAUAGGAAUGGGCAGCCUGGGGAGCAGCAGGAAUUCAGGGUGCUCCCAGAGACUUGAGAGCCCUUUUUUUUCCUUUCCUCCCCUUUGGAAGCAGUAAUGUGCAGACCCUGCUGGUGCAGGGACUAUUCCAUCCCACAUGAGGGUUACCCCAAACUGGGAUUUCCCAGUUCUCCCAGCAUCACCCAGCUCAGUGACGCUGCCUGUGGGAGCUUCCCUGCCCAGUGCCGGGCAAUGUGUGACAUCCCUCUCCCAUUCCUCGUCCUCUUCCCUGUCCCCUCCUGGAGUGCAGCACGAGGCCAGGCAGAGUCAAAGGAUCAAAACCCCCUGAGCUCCCUCACCGUGUAAACAAGAAAUCGGAGCAGGUCAGAGUGACAGCAGUCACAAAAAAGGGACUCAAUUUCCUGUAAAUACCGCACAAUUCAGUGUUACUGUCAGAGCUGAGCUUCAUAGGGCCCAUCUGUUCCCUGGCCCCAUCGUGCUGUGGGCACAGGGAUUGUUUUUGGACUUCAGGAUAGCGCUAAAAUAAUUAACCCGUCAUUACUUAACGAGCAUAAACAGACUGUAUUUAACUUUGUCACAUAAGAUAUAUAUAUAAAUAUAUAUAUAUGCUGUAAAAUGAGGGAAAAAAAACCUUUCUAAUAAACCAACGAUUUGUGGAAAA